Molecule: messenger RNA, 1314 nt
Organism: Emericellopsis cladophorae
Lineage: Eukaryota; Fungi; Ascomycota; Sordariomycetes; Hypocreales; Bionectriaceae
Product: Mannan endo-1
Exons: 3
Coding region: 1-1314 (437 amino acids)
Biological process (GO): carbohydrate catabolic process; fungal-type cell wall biogenesis
Molecular function (GO): mannan endo-1,6-alpha-mannosidase activity
Source: RefSeq, a predicted model, not a curated record
AUGAAGGGAUUCCUCGACAUGAUGAUGAAUCUCGAAAAAUUCAUCACCCUCGUGGGCAGCCUUGGGGGCGCUGCUGUCGAUGGCGUCCUUCCCCCCAAGUAUCUCAACCUCGACAUUCCUUACUCAAUCCGCAACGUGGCCGCGACCAUUGCCCACGACGCCAUGACGUACUACAAUGGCAACACGUCCAGCAACCCAUUGGCCCUCGGUGAUCUCCAGGAGCCGUACUACUGGUGGGUAGCCGGCGCCCUCUGGGGCACGCUCCUCGACUACUACCACUACACCAAGGACCCGAGCUACAACGACGUGGUCAUCGAGGCCCUGCUGUCACCCUACAACCUCGGCCCCAACCACGACUUUAUGCCCCCGGAGCACGCAAGCGAGGAGGGCAACGACGACCUCUACUUCUGGGGCUCCGCCGCGCUCGCGGCCGCCGAGCGCAACUUCCCCCAGCCCGACGCGACCAAGCCCUCGUGGCUCACCAUUGGCGCCAACGUCUUCAACUCGCUCCAGUCCCGCUGGAACACCACCCACUGCGGCGGCGGCCUCACCUGGCAAAUCUACCCGGACAACCCCAACGGCAUGAACUACAAAAACUCCAUCACCAACGGCGGCUUCUUCCAGGUCGCCGCCCGCAUGGCCCGCGCCACCGGCAACGACACCUACCUCGCCUGGGCUGACCGCGCCUGGGACUGGUCCUGGGACGUGGGCCUCAUCGACCACGACACCUGGCACGUCUACGACGGCGUCGACGCCGCCAGCGACUGCCGCGAGCCCAACCGCGCCAGCUACACCUACACCUCGGGCGUCUACCUCUACGGCGCCGCCGUCCUCGCCAACCACACGGGCGACCCCCGCUGGGUCGACCGCGCCACCAACCUCCUCGCCGGCGCUGAGUUGUUCUUCGACCCGUACGGCAACGCCACCGACAUCCUCCACGAGGGCAUGUGCGAGCCCGCGGACAGGUGCAACGCCGACAUGGAGACACAUAAAGCCUACCUCGCCCGCAACAUGUGGCAGGCCACCUGGAUGCUGCCCUCGCUCCGGCCCACCAUCGAGAGGUACAUGAAGGCCUCGGCUAUGGCCGCUGCCGCCACAUGCACCGGCGGCGCGGAUGGCCACCGCUGUGGGAUGAAGUGGUACGUUGGCGGGCACGACGGCAACGUCGGGCUCGGUCCGCAGAUGACAGCGCUCGAGACGAUUCAGGGGUGGCUGAUCGAGGACGCGGCGCCGCCGCUGCGGGGCGACGCCAUCCAGACGGUGAGGGGUGUCGAGUGGACGCCCGUGGACCCGUACCGGCGCGAUAUGUUGUAG